AUAAACACCCCCCCUCCCUCUCCAUAGCCUCUGCACUCCUUCCUCGUGGCUCCCUAACUCUCUUUCUCUCUCUCUCACGAUGUCUAAGGUUUUGGUCUUCUCUCUCCUCUCUCUCAGCCGGAGGUGUCACAGUGCGGCGGCGGCGAGUGCACGUGCCGUUCCUGGGGUGGCGAGGAGGGCGGCGGCUGCGGCGGAGACGGCGGCAAUGGAGUCUGGUGGACCGGCUAAGGAGGAGAUAUUCUGGAUGAGAGACCCCAAGACUGGUUGCUGGAUCCCUGAAAACCGGUUCGAUGAAGUCGAUGCAGCGGAGCUCCGAGCUCGAUAUCUUCCAAAGAAAAAUUGAGAAUAUAUUUAAUAGACAUAUAAAAGAUCUGCAUAAUCUCUCUGUCUCUCUCUCUAUCUCUUUAUCUUUCCUUUUACGCUUUUUAUAUCAAUGAAGAAUUAUUAAAAGGUAGUAAAA
Messenger RNA from Phoenix dactylifera (date palm), 460 nucleotides. NCBI's taxonomy places the organism in Eukaryota, Viridiplantae, Streptophyta, Magnoliopsida, Arecales, Arecaceae. The record is from RefSeq and is a predicted model, not a curated record.